UCUAUUGUUACUUUAUCGUAAUAAACUAAUUGACAUUUAUCGAUUCUUUAUAUUUAUACAGUUAAUUAUAUCUCAAAGAGAAACAUCUGAAUUAUAUCUUAGAGAAACAUUCUAGAAGAAGCAUGUCUCUACAUUUCGAAAAUUAAAAUUGAUAGAAGACUCAUCAGUUCGUUAAACUAGUAAUCAAGUAUCGUCCCAAUCAUUAGAAAUUGUGAAUUUUUAUUCCAAUUUUGUAAGAGUCAGAAUUGCAAAAAUUGAUAAAAAUUUUUGCUAGAACAACGAUAUGGCGCAAAGAAAAAACUACAUUGAGGAAAUGUUGAAUAUGUCGGAUUUGUCGACAAAGGACUCUAACGAUUAUCAAAGUGAAAUCCCUCAAUUCUUCGCGGGCUGUAAAGUAUUUGUAACAGGUGCUUCCGGUUUUCUCGGUAUACUUUUAAUAGAAAAAUUAUUGCGAUGUUGUCCAGACAUAGAGAAAAUAUAUAUAUUAAUGAGGGCAAAAAAAGAAAAAUCAUCAGAAGUGCGGUUCAAAGAGCAUUUUAACAACCCUGUUUAUGACAGACUAAAGGAAGAGCAGCCUAAUUUUGGCAUCAAAGUAAUAAUGAUAGAAGGUGAUGUAGGCAAAUUAGAUCUUGGAUUGUCACCAGAAAAUCGAAAACUUAUUUUAGAUACAAAUAUAAUUUUCCAUGGAGCAGCGACUGUACGAUUUAACGAAACCAUUCGAACUGCAGUCAAUAUAAACGUGAGAGGAACAAAACAAAUGCUUCUCCUCGCAAAAGAAAUGCCAAAUUUUAAGGCUUUUAUAUAUACGUCUACCGCAUUUUCUCAUUGCAUAUAUCACUUUAUUGAAGAAAAGUUUUAUCCUCCACCUAUUGAAACGGAUAAAAUUUUAACAUUACUCGAUAUUUUGAACGAUGAACAAUUGGAAAAAUUAACGCCGGCAUUAAUAGGUAAAUGGCCGAAUACAUACGCCUAUACAAAAGCAAUUGCUGAAGAUACUGUGCGGCAAUAUAGUACUGCAAUUCCGGUUUGCAUCGUACGCCCAUCAAUUAUAAUAUCAACGGCAAAGGAACCAAUACCUGGAUGGAUUAAUAAUGUAUACGGAGCGAUGGGCGUAGUCGUGGGUGCUGCGAUGGGUUUAUUACGUACUUUGUAUUGCCCACCUGAUAAUGUAGCAGAAUUAGUGCCCGCCGAUUAUGUCAUUUCACACUUAAUCGUCGCAAGUUGGGAUCUCGCCAAGAAAAAAAAUGAUCUACUCAGUAUCGAAAACGCAAAUCCGGAGAUACCGGAAACCGAAAGAGUGCCAAUUUAUAACUAUGUGUCAAUAUGUCAAAAUCCCAUAACCUGGGGGAGAUUCAUGAAUUUGAAUAAGAUUUAUGGCAUGCAAGUAGUAAGCACGCAUGUUGUUUGGUAUCAUAUGCUCGUGCUAAACAAAUACAAAUUUGUACAUGAUGUCUGCGUAAUAUUUCUACAUAAAAUACCUGCUAUUAUAGUUGACAUUCUGUUGUUUCUUAGCGGUCGGAAACCUAUGUUACGAAAGGCAUAUGCGAAGAUAGACAAAUUUAGCAACGUAAUAAUGUACUUUUCAUCACAACAAUGGCGAUUCUGCAACGAUGCCGUUAUAAACCUCUGGGAACGCAUGAAUCCAGCUGAUCGUGAGAUUUUCAAUUUUAACAUAGAUGAUCUGGAUUGGGAAUCAUGUCUGAAACAUAUGAUUCCUGGUAUAUGCGUAUACUUAUUUAACGAUCCACUGGAGAUUAUAGAAAAAGAACGAGUGAAAUAUAGCAAGCUAAAAGUUGCUUAUUAUACACUAAUAACUGUUAUCUCAAUUUUGCUAAUUCUAAGCUUAAUAUUUCGCUUAAUACAAUUAUUAUGAUUAUUUUGAUUUAUAAAAUUUUUGUUUUUGUUAUGUUGGCGUUUUAAUGGCAAAAUUCAAUCAAUUAUAAAAAAAAAAGAUAAUAAAAAAAGAGAAUGAAAUAAUUACAAGUAAA
Messenger RNA from Cataglyphis hispanica, 1988 nucleotides. Its product is annotated as fatty acyl-CoA reductase wat-like. Gene Ontology annotation, cellular component: peroxisome. NCBI's taxonomy places the organism in Eukaryota, Metazoa, Arthropoda, Insecta, Hymenoptera, Formicidae. The transcript is spliced from 8 exons. Gene Ontology annotation, biological process: long-chain fatty-acyl-CoA metabolic process. The record is from RefSeq and is a predicted model, not a curated record. Bases 284 to 1873 code for a protein of 529 amino acids. Gene Ontology annotation, molecular function: alcohol-forming very long-chain fatty acyl-CoA reductase (NADP+) activity.